ACAAUAGCCGUGCUGCUGAUUAAAAUAUUUUCUGAACGGAAGAAAGUCAACCAGUAAUAUCCAAAAAUUUGGCAUAGUUGUUCAAGAAUCCACGAAAUUAGUUUAUAAAGUAUAAAUUAACUUGCCUUUUGUACCCUAUAGAUAGCUAAGUUAAAAGAAAAUGAAUAUUCAACAAGUAUACAUAAGGCGGAAUCGACUACUUGAGGUUUCGAGAUACGUCAUUGUGCUUGUGGUUUUUGAGCUGUUUGCCACGCUUUGCUUAGCUCAACCAUCACGUCCGCCGAACGAACAGCAGUUCUCUGACAUACUUGAAUCAAUUUUUGAGAUGGUCCGGGAAAUUACGCGUAGUGUAACAUUGCUGAUAACGGAUGUCACGAAUGCGUUGGGGAUUAAUACGAAAGGUGGAGGAAUUGGCGGAGUUAUCGGAGGAACCUUAAACCUUCUCUCCGUUGGAACUGAUAUCGUCACAGGAGUAGCGUCUCAUAUAAUUGGUGGAGGUGAUCUGUUUGGAGGGCUUAUACCAGUUCUCGGUUAGUGGUAUCGGAGAAGUAUUAAUAUUUGCUACUCAAUUAGAAAACGUGU
Molecule: messenger RNA, 582 nt
Organism: Varroa destructor (honeybee mite)
Lineage: Eukaryota; Metazoa; Arthropoda; Arachnida; Mesostigmata; Varroidae
Source: RefSeq, a predicted model, not a curated record